Molecule: messenger RNA, 702 nt
Organism: Colletotrichum tamarilloi
Lineage: Eukaryota; Fungi; Ascomycota; Sordariomycetes; Glomerellales; Glomerellaceae
Exons: 2
Coding region: 1-702 (233 amino acids)
Source: RefSeq, a predicted model, not a curated record
AUGUGUCACGGCCACCCUCGUCUCCACCCUUGCUCACACACUUCGAUCAACUGGCACUACUGCCCUUCGGCCCUGAUUGAUCUCGAAACAGGUGUAGAGACUCCUUGCUCACACCUGAGUUAUGCAACCGCCCAACCCAGCAAUGCCGACUGUCCUUUGAUCAACUGUCAGUUCAAGGCGAUGGGUGGCACCUGGACCUGUUGUCAGUGUAACCAAGGUCCCAAUACCCAGGGCUGGUGUACAAUGCCAAAAGCCACACCAGGCCAUGGUAUCUCCGCCCCUGUCAAUGAGUCUGAGACUUGUGAUCAUGGGUGCUGUGCCGAAUGCGCACGUUACCUCCCAACACGAGCGACCACCCCAGAUAUGGCAUUCAGUGAGCUCCGUCAGGGGGUUGCUAGCCGCAGGUUUGGCUACGGCUCUUCCAGUCGCUCUCACCGUCGAGGUUCUGCCUUAUCCAAGAUCAACGGGUUUCCUCCUGUGGAUGAGAACGCAGACACUGUGUCGCCCUCCGCAUCAGGCUCGUGUUCAAGAAGCAACAACUCUUACAAAUCGUCUACAUCCGGCAAUACCUCUUAUGGAUCUGUGACUUCAGCAAGCCGAAGCGCGGCCUACAGGGUCGAUUUGGAGUACAGUUCUAAACGGCACAAGUCAUCCUCCGGAAAGUCAAGCAAGAAGAGCCAGAAGUCUAUGAGAGCGCAUUGA